Sapajus apella (tufted capuchin) is the source of this 2315-nucleotide messenger RNA. RefSeq names its product isopentenyl-diphosphate delta isomerase 1 (gene IDI1). Lineage: Eukaryota; Metazoa; Chordata; Mammalia; Primates; Cebidae. Gene Ontology annotation, cellular component: cytoplasm. Bases 341 to 1201 code for a protein of 286 amino acids. The record is from RefSeq and is a predicted model, not a curated record. Gene Ontology annotation, biological process: isopentenyl diphosphate biosynthetic process; isoprenoid biosynthetic process. Gene Ontology annotation, molecular function: isopentenyl-diphosphate delta-isomerase activity. The transcript has 5 exons.
UUCCGCCUGGGAGUGCCCAGCUCCAAGGAGCGUGAGCGUCAGGACGCCUGCCGUCGGCACGCUCCCUUCACAGCGCCUCCGGCUCGCCAGACUGGAUCGAAAGUUUGAUUGGCUGGCGACUGAGGUGGCUUCGGGCACUGUAUAGUCGCGGGACGCUGCCUCUGUGGAGCGGGGCGGGGCGCGUGGACUCCCUCACGGGCGGCCAGGACCCAAGCACGCGGCUCACCUUCUGGGUGCUUCAUUCGUCUGCGGAUGCCAUAGGCCAGGGAGGUGGUGCCACCGCGCGACGGCCUGGCGAGAUUGUGACGUCAAGCGCGUAGGGGCGCCGAUUGGCCGGGCGAUGUGGCGCGGACUGGCGCCGGCGAGGGCGAUUGGCUGCGUGGCCCGGGGGUGGGGCCAGUGGGCGGUGCGCCCCGCGGACAGCGCUCAUAGUUGGCGCGCUCGGGGGUCCGUGGUUGUCGGUGUCCGGAGGACGCUCAGUAUUAGUGUUCUAGGACAGAUCAGACAUUUUGUAAUGAUGCCUGAAAUAAACACUGACCACCUCGACAAGCAACAGGUUCAACUCCUGGCAGAGAUGUGUAUCCUUAUUGAUGAAAAUGACAAUAAAAUUGGGGCUGAGACCAAGAAGAAUUGUCACCUGAAUGAGAACAUUGACAAAGGAUUAUUGCAUCGAGCUUUUAGUGUCUUCUUAUUCAACACUGAAAAUAAGCUUCUGCUACAGCAAAGAUCAGAUGCUAAGAUUACCUUUCCAGGUUGUUUUACCAAUACUUGUUGUAGUCAUCCAUUAAGUAAUCCAGGCGAGCUUGAGGAAAAUGACGCCCUUGGAGUGAAGCGAGCAGCACAGAGGCGGCUGAAAGCUGAGCUAGGAAUUCCCUUGGAACAGGUUCCUCCAGAAGAAAUUAAUUAUUUAACACGAAUUUACUACAAAGCUCAGUCAGAUGGUAUCUGGGGUGAACAUGAAAUUGAUUACAUUUUGUUUGUGAGAAAGAAUGUAACUUUGAAUCCUGAUCCCAAUGAGAUUAAAAGUUAUUGUUAUGUGUCAAAGGAAGAACUAAAAGAACUUCUGAAAAAAGCGGCCAAUGGUGAAAUUAAGAUAACGCCAUGGUUUCAAAUUAUUGCAGAGACUUUUCUCUUUAAAUGGUGGGAUAACUUAAAUCAUUUGAAUCAGUUUGUUGACCAUGAAAAAAUACACAGAAUGUGAAUAUGUAGGUGAAUGGUUACUGAAAAACUUCUCUAUUUAACAAACUUAGAAUGACUUUUUCAGUUUAAAUUUAGUUCACUAUCAUCAGUGUAAUAUAUACACUGACACUUUAUAACUUGUGUAGAAAAAACUAACAAUUUGUAUCACACACCCUGGAUAUGUGUUCUGUUUCUAAAUGACAUUUGUGAGAGAUUAUUGUAAAAUGAGAGAGAUCAAAUAAAAAUUUAAUCUGUGUAGACACAUGCGUAUGGCAAAUUUGAACAAAUGAGUGAAGCCCUGUGUUUUUAGUAAGCUGUGAUAAACAUUUCUGGAGCACUUGCAGAGCACUUGCUAUUUGCCAGAUACUUUGUGUCGCUAAAUUUUUAUCAUAGUUCAGAAAAAUGUGCAAAAGAAACUAUUGCUUAGCUCCUUCAAAACAGUCCUAAUUAUCUUUCAUAUUAACAGAUCAAACUAGCAGGGCAGGUUCAAGGGAAAUUAAAUGAUGUGGACCCUAAUUUUUAUCAUUCUGAGUUGAUUGUGUGGUUUAUUCAUUCUGGAAAUAUGUUGAUACUUAAAGUCAGCCAUGGCUUUUGAUAAGUGACAUUGAUUAGGUUAAAUCUUCUUUUAAAUAGUAUUUGCCAGUUAGCAAAGUCUGUGUUCUCAGAAUUACAGUGGGCACAGAGGUGUUCAUAAAAUGGGAAUUGAGUCCCACUCAACAAAAGUUGUUUAAUCUUGACCUGUUGGCAUUUGGGCUGGAUAAAAUCUUUGUGGUAGGGGUCCAUCCUGUGCAUUAUAGGGCGGUGAGUAGCAUACCUGGACAGCACAGCAGAUGCUGUUGGCAUCCCUCUCUCAUGACACCCAGAAUUACUCCAGAUGUUGCCAGAUGCUCCUGGGGGCCAGAGUGAACACCCAGCUGAGAACCAUGGUCCUACAGAGUCAGGCGAUAUUGUAGAGAGAAACAAUGACAAAAGUCAGUGUUCAUGUUAAAUAGAUUUAGAUUAUGGAAUGUGUAUAAUAAUGUUAAAAAUUGUACCUUGAUCAAUGUACUUUUAUAAACUUGCCAUAGAUACCAAAUUUGAAAUCUCAAGACAGCUUUAUUAUUCUUAAAUGCUAUAUAAUAACAAAUGAAAAUUUA